UUAGGAGCUGCAUGGCACCUCCUAAUCCCCCCCUCCAGAACUCUUUGAGUCCUGCUUUUCCACUGUCACUACAUCUGGGUCAGCUCCGGUGAUGGCCACAGGGCAUGGCACAGCCAUGGGGAUGGCAUGGACAUAGGACAUGACAUAACCAUGGGGCUGGCACAGGCAUAGGGCAUGGCACGGCCAUGUGGGAUGGCACAGCCAUAGGGCAUGGCACAGCCAUGAGUGUGGCACAGCCCUGGUGCAUGGUACAGCCAUAGGGCAUGGCACAGCCAUGGGGGAUGGCACAGCCAUAGCCACAGCACAGCCAUAGGGCAUGGCACAGCUAUGGGACAUGGCACAGCCAUAGGGCAUGGCACAGCCCUAGUGCACAGCACAGCCACAUCCCCGUCACAGAGCAGACAGACAGCACUGUGCCAUGGGAUGCUGGUGCCCAGCACCCUCCCCAGCACCCACAGCUGCCCCAGGUCCCUCUGUGGGGUGAGGACCACACCUGGUUCCAUCCCGUGCCCCCAUCCCACGCCGUCACCACAUCCCCACACUCCCUCCAAACCUGGAUGAGGGAUCCCUCGCAGCACGAGAUCUGUGGCCGAUGAGGUCCCUGUGCCCUACUGGGGGGCUCCACGUCCUGACCUGUGCCCCCCCAGCCAUGAGCCGCCGCGUGGUGCGCCAGAGCAAGUUCCGUCACGUCUUUGGGCAGCCUGUGAAGGCCGACCAGAUGUAUGAGGACAUCCGCGUCUCCAAGGUGACGUGGGACAGCUCCUUCUGCGCCGUCAACCCCAAAUUCCUGGCCAUCAUUGUGGAGUCGGGUGGCGGGGGGGCCUUCAUGGUCCUGCCCCUGUCCAAGACAGGCCGUGUGGACAAGAACCACCCGCUGGUGACGGGGCACACGGCGCCCGUGCUGGACAUCGACUGGUGCCCCCACAACGACAACGUCAUCGCCAGCGCCUCCGAGGACACCACCGUUAUGGUGUGGCAGAUCCCAGACUACGUCCCCGUGCGCAGCAUCACGGAGCCGGUGGUGACGCUGGAGGGGCACUCCAAGCGCGUGGGCAUCAUCUGCUGGCACCCCACAGCCCGCAACGUGCUGCUGAGCGCAGGCUGUGACAACCUGGUUAUCCUCUGGAACGUGGGUACCGGGGAGAUGCUGCUGGCACUGGAGGACAUGCACACCGACCUCAUCUACAACGUGGGCUGGAACCGCAACGGCAGCCUCCUGGUCACCACCUGCAAGGACAAGAAGGUGCGCGUCAUCGACCCGCGCAAGCAGACGGUGGUGGCGGAGAUAACCAAACCGCACGACGGCGCCCGGCCCAUCCGCGCCAUCUUCAUGGCCGAUGGCAAGAUCUUCACCACCGGCUUCAGCAAGAUGAGUGAGCGGCAGCUGGGCCUCUGGGACCUGGAGAGGUUCGCGCCCCACGAGGGGCUGAGGCCCGUGCGGGCCAUCUUCACGCGGGAAGGACACAUCUUUACCACGGGCUUUACCAGGAUGAGCCAGCGGGAGCUGGGGCUGUGGGACCCGAAAAACUUCGAGGAGCCCAUCGCACUGCAGGAGAUGGACACCAGCAAUGGGGUCCUACUGCCCUUCUACGACGCUGACUCCAGCAUUGUUUACCUCUGUGGAAAGGGGGACAGCAGCAUCCGCUACUUUGAGAUCACGGACGAGGCGCCCUACGUGCACUACCUGAACACUUACAGCAGCAAGGAGCCACAGCGUGGCAUGGGCUUCAUGCCCAAGAGGGGGCUGGAUGUCAGCAAGUGUGAAAUUGCCAGGUUCUUCAAGCUGCACGAGCGCAAGUGUGAGCCCAUCGUCAUGACGGUGCCACGCAAGUCAGACCUCUUCCAGGACGACCUGUACCCCGACACGCCUGGCCCUGAGCCGGCCCUGGAGGCGGAUGAGUGGCUGUCAGGGAAGGAUGCGGAGCCCAUCCUCAUCUCGCUGCGGGACGGCUACGUCCCCGUCAAGAACCGGGAGCUGAAGGUGGUCAAGAAGAACAUCCUGGACAGCAAACCCCCUCCGGGCCCCCGCCGCAGCCACUCCACUUCCAAUGCCGACAUCUCUACCCCCGCCCUGGACGAGGUGCUGGAGGAGAUCCGGGUGCUGAAGGAGACGGUGCAGGCGCAGGAGAAGCGCAUCUCCGCUCUGGAGCACAAACUCUGCCAGUUCACCAAUGGCACGGACUGAGGCACGGGCAUGGGACUGCGCCCAGCCCGGCAUUAAACCGCAUCCCGCAGCGGGCAGAAGGCCACAGCCAUGUUCUUUCCCCAGGAGCUGUUGAGGGGGAGGGGGUGUCGGACUCUGAACCCCCCCACCCCAUUUUACUCCUAGGGUGCCAGAAUGCAUUUGGGGACUUUGGUACGUGGGGGUCCCUCCUGGCAGCCAUGGGUGCCAGGAUGGGGGUGUUGGUCCCCCUCCCAGUGCUGGGGUACGGUGCCAAAUCCCCCCAUGACCCCACACCCCCUCACAGGGGGGGCUCCAUACUCCCAGCACCCACCAUUAAUAAAGGGCUUGGGUCUCCUGUGGCCGUACCAGGGAUGUGGGGCUGCUGC
Phasianus colchicus (ring-necked pheasant) is the source of this 2550-nucleotide messenger RNA. It is a transcript of the gene CORO6, whose product is annotated as coronin 6. Gene Ontology annotation, molecular function: actin filament binding. The record is from RefSeq and is a predicted model, not a curated record. NCBI's taxonomy places the organism in Eukaryota, Metazoa, Chordata, Aves, Galliformes, Phasianidae. Gene Ontology annotation, biological process: actin filament organization; cell migration.